AUGGACAACAACAUGGAGAUCGAUACCGCGAGAUCGCCUGAGCCACACCACCUCUCCCCGACGAGCGAUCCGGGCUCCAUACCGACUCUGGAUGGCUGGAUCGAGAGCUUGAUGACGUGCAAGCAAUUAGCGGAGGAGGAUGUGCGGCGGCUGUGUGAUCGGGCCAGAGAAGUAUUGCAAGAAGAAUCCAACGUCCAGCCAGUGGUAUGUUUUGUUAUCGUCGCCGUCGCCGCCAUGGCCGUCCCCCCGCCGCUCGCACCCAAUUACUGUUACCGUUGCGGUAACCAGGCUGCUAUUAUGGAGAUCGAUGAGCAUUUGAAGUACACAUUUCUACAAUUUGACCCCUGCCCCCGAGCGGGCGAACCGAUGGUAUCGAGGCGCACACCCGACUACUUCCUGUGA
This is a messenger RNA of Penicillium waksmanii, 402 nucleotides long. Its product is annotated as serine/threonine-protein phosphatase PP2A catalytic subunit. Gene Ontology annotation, biological process: mitotic cell cycle; peptidyl-serine dephosphorylation. Gene Ontology annotation, cellular component: cytosol. Lineage: Eukaryota; Fungi; Ascomycota; Eurotiomycetes; Eurotiales; Aspergillaceae. The record is from RefSeq and is a predicted model, not a curated record. Bases 1 to 402 code for a protein of 133 amino acids. Gene Ontology annotation, molecular function: protein serine/threonine phosphatase activity. The transcript is spliced from 4 exons.